This is a messenger RNA of Naumovozyma dairenensis CBS 421, 1122 nucleotides long. It is a transcript of the gene PEX14, whose product is annotated as Pex14p. The coding region runs from base 1 to 1122 and encodes 373 amino acids. Gene Ontology annotation, molecular function: signaling receptor binding. Gene Ontology annotation, biological process: protein import into peroxisome matrix, docking. The transcript has a single exon. Gene Ontology annotation, cellular component: peroxisomal importomer complex; peroxisomal membrane. The record is from RefSeq and is a predicted model, not a curated record. NCBI's taxonomy places the organism in Eukaryota, Fungi, Ascomycota, Saccharomycetes, Saccharomycetales, Saccharomycetaceae.
AUGGGAUCAGAAACCACGAUCACCAGUGAAAGUAGUAGGAGAGAUUUAUACUCCUCAGCGGUCUCCUUCUUAAAGGAUUCAAGCGUGAAAGAUGCUCCACUUUCUAAAAAAAUUGAAUUCUUACAAAAUAAAGGUCUCAAUAAUGAUGAAAUUGAACUUGCAUUGAGAGAUUCUCGGGAUUCUAAUGGUAUUCCAUUAUCUGUGGGUAAUGACAUUGGCCGUAGGAAAAGAAACGAAAAUGAUGAUGAAGGGAACUCUUCUUCUUCUUAUUAUUAUGAAGCCAUACCACCACCAAUACCUCGUAGGGAUUGGAAAGAUUACUUCGUUAUGGCUACAGCUACUGCAGGAAUUGCUUAUGGGGUAUACGAAUUGACGAGACGUUAUGUGCUUCCCAAUAUCUUACCUGAGUCUAAGACAAAGUUAGAACAAGAUAAAGAAGAAAUCAAGAAUCAAUUUAAUAGAGUUGAUAAAGUGUUGAAUGCUAUUGAACAGGAACAAGCAGAAUUUAAAGAACAUGAGGAAGCCAAGAUGAAUGAAUUGGAUGAUGUGAUAAGGGAUUUGAAUAUGACUGUGGAUAGGACCACUGAGAUGAGGACGAAAAUGGAAGAUGAAUUUAGAAUGUUGAAGUUGGAAAUGUCAAAUUUACAAAAUACCAUAGAUAAAUUUAUUAAAGAUAACGGAAACUCGUCUCAAGUGGAUCAAAUAAACACAGAAAUCGAAUCAUUGAAGAAUUUGAUUAGGAAUAGUAGUAAUUUGCCGCAAGAAUUAAAUGCAUCCCCAAGUCUUGGGGAUAAUAAGAAAUCUCCAUCUACUGGAAUUCCUGGUAUGGAUGCUAUUCCUUCAACUGCUGAGCUUCUAGCCAAAAUGAAUUUUCCAAAUGACUAUUUACCUACUAGUAAUCAUAUCCAGCAAGAGAAUGGAAUCAAUAAAGCUGUUUCUAACGAGAAUAGUAUUCCAGCAUGGAAGAGAAAUAGAGAAGAGUUAAACAUAGAUAGUACAGGAGAAUCAACCCCAGAAUGGCAAAAACAUACAACUCCUAAACCAGUCGAUGUUCCAAAUUGGCAAACUGCAUUAGAGGGAGCUGAACAUCAAGACACAGAUGAGGAAAAGGAAAAGCAAUAA